ACCAGACCUAGACACAUCUCCUACCAGGACAAUGAAGAUCGUUAUUGUUCUCAGUGCCCUGCUGAUGAUCUCCAGUGCCGAAAUCCUUUCACGAUGUCAAGUUGUUGAAGCUAUAAAGGAUUCUAUUCUGACUAAAUUCACCCACUACAGUGUGGCAGACUGGGUGUGCCUGGCCCACCAUGAGAGUCAAUACAACACAACGGAAAUUGGCCAUGAGACAAGAAAUGGGAAGGCCUGGGCGUCAGAAUAUGGGAUCUUUCAGAUCAGUAGCAAGUGGUGGUGUGAUGAUGGAAGAACUCCAAACUCUGAAAACGGCUGUGGGAUCGCAUGUAAUGAGCUGCUGAGUAAUAACUUGAAACCUAGCAUUGAAUGUGCUGCAAAAAUAGUGGCCAAAUAUGGAAUGGAGGCCUGGAGCAGCUGGGUCAUAAACUGCAAAGAUAAAUGGAUCGAUUAUUACACAUUCCUUUGCUUCUGAUCAGGAUGAGAAAAUUGUGUAGAUCAAACCCUUCCACUUUUAAAUAUCAGAACAUGGAAUACUUCCAGUACCUAACUUUGCAUUGUUAGGACAGCUGAGUACCAAGUCAAUAAAGGUUUUUGUUGCAGUUUAUUGAAGUAAACACAAGCAAAAAUUAAAA
Molecule: messenger RNA, 635 nt
Organism: Stegostoma tigrinum
Lineage: Eukaryota; Metazoa; Chordata; Chondrichthyes; Orectolobiformes; Stegostomatidae
Product: lysozyme C-1/C-2-like
Exons: 4
Coding region: 32-475 (147 amino acids)
Molecular function (GO): lysozyme activity
Source: RefSeq, a predicted model, not a curated record